Messenger RNA from Puntigrus tetrazona (Sumatra barb), 1053 nucleotides. It is a transcript of the gene dusp23a, whose product is annotated as dual specificity phosphatase 23a. Gene Ontology annotation, molecular function: protein tyrosine/serine/threonine phosphatase activity. The coding region runs from base 368 to 859 and encodes 163 amino acids. The transcript has 2 exons. NCBI's taxonomy places the organism in Eukaryota, Metazoa, Chordata, Actinopteri, Cypriniformes, Cyprinidae. The record is from RefSeq and is a predicted model, not a curated record. Gene Ontology annotation, biological process: cilium assembly; protein dephosphorylation.
AAUCGGUUAUCGGUAAAAUUCAAUAUCGGUCUACCUCUAGACAUAACAUAUGAAUAAAAUAUAAAUUUUUCAUACUAUUUAUUUUACAUUUCAUUUUAAAGUAUACAUUUAUUUAUUAACAAAUGUUGCUCAGCUUUGCAGCCGCUAGAGCAAAGACUGUGACAACUAGCCCCGGUCGCCUCGUACCACGGUAAACUCGUGCUGUUGUGUUUACAUCAAUCAGAAGUCCUAUUAUAUAACGCUCGCUUGACAGUCGCACAGGACACGCCCUCGCAGCCCGAUUCAUUCUCUAUGUCAGUCGCUAGCUAUAUAAUGCCGCUGCGAACAAGAAAGGGUCCGUACGGCAGCACUCACUGAACGUCUCAUCAUGUCGCAAGCUUCCGCCGCUCCGCCGAACUUCUCGUGGGUCGAACCGCGCAAGCUCGCCGGACUCGCCUGCCCCUCAGAGACGCAGCACUACAGGUUCCUGGUGGAGAACGGCAUCAGACACCUGGUGUGCCUGCUGGAGUCCAAACCACCGAAAUGCGACACGUGUCCGGAGCUCGUCCUGCAUCACAUCAGCGUGGUGGACUUCACUCCGCCGAGUCUGCCUCAGAUCCGGAGCUUCCUGAGCAUCGUGGAGGAAGCCAACGCUAAAGGGGAGGCCGUUGCAGUUCACUGCAUGCACGGUCACGGCCGGACGGGCACCAUGCUGGCCUGCUACCUGGUUAAAACAAGAAACAUCUCAGGUCUGGAAGCCAUCAAAGAAAUCCGACGCCUUCGAAAAGGGUCCAUUGAGACAAAAGAGCAAGAGAAAGCAGUGAUAGAGUUUCAUAAAUACAUCCAAAACUGCUCUCAAAACUGUUGUCAAAAGCGUUAACUCCACGCGUACAAUUCUGUCUGUGACCCAUGUUUUUCAGCUGAUAUCACCGUGAGAGAAUUUAGGUAGUUUAUAAAUGAAGUUUUUUUUUUUAAAAUUUAAGCACACAAUAUGUACAUUGGGUUAAUAAUGUUUGUUUGUAUUCAUCUCUACAAACUAAUCAAAAUAUGCAUUAAAAAUAAAAUUGACCAUGA